Molecule: messenger RNA, 1859 nt
Organism: Nilaparvata lugens (brown planthopper)
Lineage: Eukaryota; Metazoa; Arthropoda; Insecta; Hemiptera; Delphacidae
Gene: Drip
Product: aquaporin AQPcic
Exons: 6
Coding region: 509-1255 (248 amino acids)
Biological process (GO): transmembrane transport
Cellular component (GO): plasma membrane
Molecular function (GO): water channel activity
Source: RefSeq, a predicted model, not a curated record
CACUGCAAGUUCUAGGGUACGACCUGUUUUGCGGGGGGUUAACCGUUUCAGGUCGCACGCGGUCCAACCUCUCGGCAAACUAUUAUUGCUUUCAAUCGUACAUCUGUCGUCUGUCGGUCGGCUUCAAAACGCACAUUCGCUCGCGUUUGCACUACUCACGAUAUCGCUCCCCCAUCGAAAAUCCACCACCACAUCGUUAACAGUAUCGUGCCUUCAUCAUUAUUUGUGCUUAAUUAAUACAAUACAAACUGCACGCCGGUUAUCUGUGAUAUAAAAAAUCAAAGACUUUUAAAAAAACAGUUUCUCUAUCACCUGGAGUAUCUCUAAAUUUUCCGAGUUUGAUAUAUUAUAUAUUUCAAAGCUUUAAAUUGAAUUGACUGAUUCAACGUUUUUAAUAUUGUAGAAAGACUUUGUUAAGAUUAAGUUUGACUCUUUGAUUUUUUGAAGUUGUGAUAUUUUUGUGACCACCACGGCUGCUAAGGAAGAGUCAUCUCCCUCACCUUUUAAAAUGGGUGCCAAACAGGUGAUCGGACUGGACGACAUCACGGACUCGCGAACAAUCUGGCGCUGCCUGACAGCUGAGUUCACAGGCAGCCUUUUGCUGGUGCUGAUUGGCUGUGGAUCCAUCACAGGCUGGGGGGACAACGGCUAUGCCCCCUCCAUUGUGCACAUCGCACUCACGUUCGGAUUCAUCAUUGCCACCCUUGUACAGUCACUGGGCCAUGUGAGUGGCUGCCACAUCAACCCUGCAGUCACGUGCGGUCUUUUCGUCUCAGGUCACAUUUCACUGCUCAAAGGUUUCUUCUACAUCAUUGUCCAGUGCAUUGGAGCUGUUGCUGGAUCCGCCAUCCUCAAGUUUAUAACACCAGCGGCAGUGCGAGGCAACCUGGGUUCGACCACCCUGAACCCCGAGCUGGAGGCGGAGCAAGGGGUGCUGGUGGAGGCGGUCAUCACCUUUGUGCUGGUGCUGGUCAUUCAGGCGGUCUGCGAUGAGAGGAGGACCGACCUCAAGAACGCCGCACCUCUGGCCGUCGGAUUGGCUAUCACCACUUGUCAUCUGUCUGCGAUAAAAUACACUGGAGCCAGCAUGAAUCCUGCAAGAACAUUUGGACCAGCUGUUCUCACUGGUAUUUGGGCCAAUCACUGGAUCUAUUGGGUGGGCCCAAUCGCCGGGGGGAUGCUCGCAGGAGUCGUCUACAAAAUGUGCUUCCACACACGCAAAGGAGAUGAGGAAGCAAGCUCCUAUGAUUUCUAAAAUAUAAUUAAGACGUAUCAUUGGUACCUUACAUUAAUUAUUACAAUGGAUCUGUCUAAUCUUAUCAUACUUUGCAAAGAACAUGUUUCAAAGUUAAACGCACAGAAUGAUUGCAAAUCAAAAAGACAGAUAUCUUUAAGAUAUUAAAUCUGUAUCAAGGAACCUAGAAUACAUUGGUAUUCUAGGUACAUUGAUCUGUACCAAACUUCAACUCUACCACCUGUGUUGGCUGUAUGUAAUUUGAGAAAAAACUUGGAUGGUCAACUCAACCAAUUCUUGCCAGUCUAAAGACAGUUUUCUUUCAACUUAUUAUUAGGCCUUCACUUUGGUUUGAUGCUUUGCACCAAAUACUUAUUAUUGUAAAUAUUCAUUAUCAUCAUCUUGAAUCAAAUAACUUUUCCAUUAGUUUUAUUUUCAUUCUAAUAAGGGGAUAACCUGAAAUUCUGAUGGUUAUCAAGUAGUUUAUAGUUCAUCUUGCAUUAAUUUUAACUUUCAUCUAUUGUUAAACUAUUAUUAUUAGGCUAAAUGUACCGUAUAUGUAUUUAUUAGGUCUUUCUUUGUAGUAAUGUAAGGUUGUAAUAAAUAAUAUUGAUUAAAAAAUGUC